AAGGAAAAAGGCGAGCAGAGUGUAAAGUCCAUCAGUGAGUGAACGUGUGUUAUUUAUUUACUGUAAAGAUAAAUAAUAAUUAAUUAUGGUGGAAUAAAUAGUAAAGUUAUUUAUAUCACGUCAUUAUUAUCAAGAUGCGUCUUCCCUUUCAUCGUUUCUCUCUACUAACGCCGGGCGCAGGAAUUCGGUGCGGGCGUAUUUCCAGACAUGCCAAUUAUGCCACGACGACGACCAGGAACAAGGCAGACGUUGUGCGGAUCGGGUGUGCCAGCGGAUUUUGGGGGGAUACACCCACUGCGGCUGGUCAACUUAUCAACCGUGGUAAAUUGGACUUUCUCGUUUUGGAUUAUCUGUCCGAAGUGACAAUGUCCUUGUUGGUGGCGUCUCAACAGAAAAAUCCAGAGUUGGGGGGAUGGUGUCCCGACUUUGUGCAGAGUGUGGGACCUUUACUGCCGGCAGUUAAGAAACAAGGUAUUAAAAUUGUGACGAAUGCGGGCGGAGUGAACCCUUCGGCGUGUAUGAAGACUCUUCUCGGCGUGGCGGAGAAGGUUGGUUGUACAGGUCUCAAAGUCGCCCUUGUCACUGGGGACGAUCUUCUCCAUUCGAAGGACACCUUAACGCUGGAACAGUGCCCCUCACCACAAACUGUGACCAGUGCGAAUGCCUAUCUCGGUGCUGGCCCCAUAAGUCGUGCUCUCGACCUUGGCGCAGACAUAGUGAUCACGGGACGAUGUACAGAUUCUGCUCUGGCUCUGGGACCGCUUAUCCAUACCUAUAAAUGGUCGCCGCAAGAUUACGACCUCAUGGCGAAAGGUUCUCUAGCCGGACAUCUUAUCGAGUGUGGUGCUCAAGCUACUGGAGGGAUUUACACGGAUUGGGAUUCUGUGUCAGGGUGGGAGAACAAUGGAUUCCCUAUCGCCAUUUGCUCCUCCGACGGCGGAAUCACAAUCACAAAACCGGAAGGUACAGGAGGUCUCCUUACCAGGGGAACGGUUGGGGAACAGCUAGUGUACGAAAUCGGCAACCCAGCCGCGUACGUCUUGCCGGAUGUAGUUUGUGAUUUUUCGAACGUGGAAUUGGAGGAGGUGGAGGGUGGAGUUAAGGUCUCUGGGGCGAAGGGCAGGGCGCCUACGUCAACCUAUAAAGUCGGUGGAACAUUCCAAGAAGGAUGGAAAUGCACCGCAGUGUGUCCAAUUAUUGGUCCACGGGCACGAGAAAAGGGUCGCAAAACCGCUGAAGCGAUACUAAAACGAUCCAGUUUUCUGUAUAAAAUGCUCAAACUUGAGGACUUUAAGCGGAAGUAUGUUCAAAUUCUAGGAUCGGAGGAGGCUUAUGGAGAUAAUGCGAGACCUGAAAACUUGGCCACUCGUGACGCCGUGCUCUGGAUGGCUGUUCACCACUCGGAGAGAAAAGCGCUAGAAAUAUUCGCCAAAGAGAUUGCUUCUGCAGGCACUGGAAUGGCGCCUGGUUUGACCACCGUCAUUUCUGGAAGACCAAAACCAGCUCCCUUGCUGCACUUCUUCUCCUACCUUUUUCCCAAGGAGAAGCUCGUCGUUAAAAUUCAAACUUCGGAUGGCCACGAGGAGAGUUGGGUGGAUCCUGGCAAUGACAAAUUCACUGGAUUGGAAGAUCUAGAAAAAAUUGGGACAGCAGAAUCGACCACAGCGACGGUACCAUCGGGGACUUAUUCCUACAAGUUGAGUGACCUCGCCUGGCUUCGCUCGGGGGACAAAGGCGACACUUGCAACAUUGGCGUCAUCGCUCGAAAUCCGGACUGGUUUCCAUACAUUUCCACCCGUCUUGGUGGGUCGGAAGUUAUUGAUUAUUUUAAACAUAAAUUUCAAGGAGUCCCUGUUUGUAAGCGGUAUGAACUGCGUGGUGUAAAGGGGCUCAACUUUGUCCUCGAAAAGUCUUUGGGAGGAGGAGGAAUUGCUGCUUUAAAUCCGGACCCACAAGGAAAAGGUUACGCUCAAAUGUUGGCCGACUUUGUGAUUAAGGAUGUUCCAAAACUAAAAUAGAGCUAUUGCCAAUUAAAGUAUGAAACAAGCAUGAAUCCAUAUUCAACAAACCCAAAUACUUAUAACGACACGACAGACUGAAAAAUAAAUAAACAAUAUAUUCUGGUUUUCUAAA
Messenger RNA from Folsomia candida, 2133 nucleotides. RefSeq lists its product as uncharacterized. The transcript is spliced from 9 exons. NCBI's taxonomy places the organism in Eukaryota, Metazoa, Arthropoda, Collembola, Entomobryomorpha, Isotomidae. The record is from RefSeq and is a predicted model, not a curated record. The coding region runs from base 135 to 2018 and encodes 627 amino acids.